Messenger RNA from Schistocerca cancellata (South American locust), 1194 nucleotides. RefSeq names its product adenylate kinase 7-like. The transcript has 10 exons. Lineage: Eukaryota; Metazoa; Arthropoda; Insecta; Orthoptera; Acrididae. Bases 1 to 1194 code for a protein of 397 amino acids. The record is from RefSeq and is a predicted model, not a curated record.
AUGGUUCCAGAAGCCUUCAGUCUCACAGAGCAUAUGAGAUGCUCUGAGAUUGCUUUGAAAGAGAGGAUAAAGGCUUGUAGUUUCAUCAAUGAAGAGGGAUACAAACCAGGAUUGGAUAAGGAUGUAUCAGGAAAUAGUUUAGCAACACUGAGCACAUGCAGUGAUAGCUUGCAGCAAUCAAUUGGGGCAAUAAGGGUGACUGAUAUUCCAGGAAGGACUAAUUCAGUAGUCACUAGUAACCUAAUUAGCAUAAGAUUGCUUUCUUCUCUGUUAAUUUUUCUGUCUGUUUUCACAGCCAUCGAAAAGGAAUUAGAAGCAUUCCAUGAAAAAACUCCAUUGGCUUUCUCGAGUAUGCAAGACAUCCGACACUUCAUUCUUUUGUCUACAGUAAUGACAUGGGCACUCACAAAGCCAGUGGAUCCUGAAGAACCAGAUCUGCCCUUUACAGAGAAUGACUAUCGAAAGAGGAAGCCUCAUCCAAACUAUAAACAGCAUAUUGAACUUGAACAUGAAGUGGUCCAGGUAGGGAAAAAGUUUCCUGAAAAAUUCAAAACAAUAGUGAUUGCAACUGGUGUAAGCUAUGGCUAUGAAGAAGAAGUUUUACAUUUCCUUUUCAAGAUGGCAUGGCAUAACAAACCAGAACUGCCAGUUUUUGGGAGUGGUCGUAACCACAUACCACUUAUUCAUGUGAAGGAUAUUGCCAUAUUGAUUUAUCUAUUGUUAGAGGAUUUUCCAAAAAAACGGAAGUAUAUUUUGGCUGUGGAACAAAUAUCAUCAUCCCUGAAGAAAAUUGUCAAGGCAGUGAGUAAAGGACUGACAACUGGUGAAUAUAAGAAGGUGCCUAAAGAAGAAGCUUUCCUUAUUCCUUCGCUGACACAACAGAUAUUUGAAAUGCUUACUGUUAAACUGAAAAUGGAAUCAAGUUUCCUUUCUGGUGACAGCCUUGGAAUGAAGUGGCACUCAGAACCAGGUUUUGUUGACAACAUUCAAAAUGUCGUAACUGAAUAUAGAAAUGCUAGAAAACUUAAGAUCUAUUGUUACAUAAUUUUUGUGACAUUAUUUAAAAAAGAACAGAAAAGUAUGUUGCCUUCUGCGAGAUCAGAUUCUUUGUGUAUAGCUACAUCUUUGGUGCUGCUUGCACUGACACACAAGACACAAGAUGAUACCUUUGACUUUAAACAACUUUUUCCAUAA